UUUUUUUUUGUUUUUUAAUUUAAUAAAAAGCACCUACAUUUUGCAGCCAUUUCUUAUUUAUGUUUAUUAUUAUUUUUUAUUUGGCAGCACCACCUUGCCUCGUUAUACUAAACUCCAGAUUUGAAUCAGGAAGUCUCCUCAUUCCUUCCCUUCUCUCAUUCUCUCUCUUUUAUCUGUUGUAUUUGUAGGCAACCGGUUCUCCUUCAGCCUUCCCCAUUUGCAUUUCAUUUUCAGUUCAAAAGUUGAAACCUCUUCAACUCUUUCAUGGUGCUGAAAUUCAUACCAUCCUGAAGAAAAAGAAGAAAAAAAAAAAAUUCAGUAGUCUUUCUUUCCCUGCCUUGUUUCUUUAAGUAUAUAAUAUUGGGUUCUACACGCAUUGUUUUGUUCUUUUGUUAAAAGCUAGAACAGAGUUGCUUUGCUUUGCUAAAAUCAGUUGCAGAGAAUCUGAUGAUGUCUCAAAAGCCCUUGCACCAGCUCCUGCAAGAGGAUCAAGAACCAUUCUUGCUCAAGAACUACAUUGCUGACAGACGUUGCCAGCUCAAGAAACCAUCUCCAAAAUCCCACUUACAAAUCAAGAAACGAAAGCCUGUUUCCCACAACUCUAAUUUCCCUCACAAUUUCUGCAGGAAUGCUUGCUUUUUAUCUGUUAACAACUCUCCAGACCUCAGAAAAUCCCCUCUCUUUGAGUUCCAAUCUCCUUCCAAAAGCCCCUGCAGAAGUCCCAAUGCCAUCUUCCUCCACAUCCCUGCUAAAACCGCAGCUCUUCUUCUUGAAGCUGCCCUUAGGAUCCAAAAACAACCAUCAUCUCCAAAAGCCAAAAACAAUAAUGGAUUUGGUUUAUUUGGGUCCUUAAUAAAGAGAAUAACUCAUCGUAAUAAAAUCCGAAAGCAAGAAAUCAGUGGCGAUGGGGUUAAAGCUUCAGUUAAGGACAUUCUAAGGUGGGACUCUUCUCUUGGCCGUAGAAAACUAUCUAAUGAAAGAGAAAGCAAGCGAGAGCAAGCGAUUAUGGUUAAUGUACAUGAGAAGAGUACUUGUAAGAUGGGUUUUUCUUGCUCUUGCAAUGGGGGGCCAACUAGUGCGGUUUGGUCAGAGAGCAAUGAAGAGAAGUCCUGGGAUUUGGAUUUAAAUACAUCAAGCAGUAGCCAAUAUGAGGAGGAAGAGGAGGACUGUGUAGGAAAUUUUGAGUUCGUUGACAAACUAAUAAUAGAUUUGGAUGGUAAUACUGAUUUUGCUUCUUAUGAUAAUCACUUCUGUGAAAGUCCUUUCCAUUUUGUUCUUCGAAGAAGCCCUUCCUCCGGUCACCGGACCCCAGUAUUCUCGUCUCCGGCCACCUCACCUAGUCACCAUAAAACAGAGGGAAAAGAGAAUAAUGAUGUAGAAAGUUUAAUGAAAUUCCAAGCACAUCAAGAAAAAGAUGAGGAGGAAGAAGAAGAUAAAGAACAAUGUAGUCCUGUUUCUGUAUUGGAACCUCCUUUCCAAGACGAUGACGAUGGACAUGACGAUCAAAGCGAGGACGACGGUUUUGAUCUUGAAUGCAGCUAUGCAAUUGUACAAAGAGCAAAGCAGAAGCUAUUGCAAAAGCUACGUAGAUUUGAGAAACUAGCAGAGUUGGAUCCAGUUGAACUCGAGAAAAUAAUGCUGGAGCAAGAAGAAGAAAGUGAUGAUAACAGUGGUGAUGUUAAUGACAUAGAGGAAGACGUGCAAGGUGAAGACAAUGAGCUAGUCUUUUCUGAGAGGGAACAGAACAUUGACAGGUUUAUCAUUGAAGAACUUAGUAAAAAAAGCUUCUGUCGUCUAAGAAAAAUCCCAAGAGACAUGAAGAGAUUGGUUUCUGAUCUCAUUAAAGAAGAAGAGAAAGAACCAGAAUGUGUUGCUGAUAGAGAAACAAUGGUUAAAAGGGUCUGCAAGAGGUUUGAGUCAUGGAAACAGGUGGAAUCAAACACCAUUGAUAUGAUGGUGGAACAAGAUUUUGAGAGAGAAGAGAUUAAUGGGUGGAAAAGAAACCAACAACAGGUGGGGGAGACAACACUAGAUAUUGAACUAGGAAUCUUUGGAUUAUUGGUGGAGGAGUUGUCUGAAGAACUAGCUGGCUUAACUGGGAUCUAAUGAGAAACAAUUUUUGAAGCUCUCAUGUUAUUUAAAAUGAAUUUUGGUUUAACUUUCUUUGAUUUUUCCCCUUUUUCUAAAUUAAAUAUUAAUGAGGGUCUAGUCUAACAUCCACCAUCAAGGGAUAAGCUAAUUAGAAAAGAAGAUCCAAGGCGAGAAGGAUCUGGGUUAGAUGGUAGUAUGGUUUUAUGUAUAUUUUAUCAUGUAAGAGAUGGGGGAAUUUGUCUGAUAUAUCCUUUGCUUGAUGAGACAUGGCAUGUAAAAUUCCUGUCCUUUGUAUGUAUAUUAUUUACAUUUUACCUA
Hevea brasiliensis (rubber tree) is the source of this 2409-nucleotide messenger RNA. RefSeq lists its product as uncharacterized. The record is from RefSeq and is a predicted model, not a curated record. The transcript is spliced from 3 exons. Lineage: Eukaryota; Viridiplantae; Streptophyta; Magnoliopsida; Malpighiales; Euphorbiaceae. Bases 448 to 2106 code for a protein of 552 amino acids.